CCCCACACGACAGUAGAAUAACGUCGCGGAUACUUUCAACCGAGAACUUUAGCCCUUGGUUAACGUUCCGGUCGGAACGACGAUAAGGGCCGGGGGGUGUGUCCGUGUGUAACAUGGAGGCUGGCAGGACGAUCAUUUCCUCCUCCGCCGCCAUUUUGUGUCGGAUGCGCUGCAGAGAAACAGGAGCGCGGAGAGAAAAAGGGGAAACAGUCGAGAGCGGGAAACGGAGCGUGUGAGGGCCCAGACCGGACCGCGGCCAUAUACCGCCAGAAACCCGGCGCACUCGGGAGAACGAACCGCACAGCACAGCGUACAGCUUUUCGUUCCGAAGCGGGCGGGGAAGGCAGCAGGGGAAACUCGGGCUGCGCAGCUCCCGCUGUAGGUCACGAUGACCAACGAAGAACCUCUUCCGAAAAAGGUUCGCCUCAGUGAAGCAGAUUUUAAGGUCUUACCAAGAGAAGAACUCCUUCAAAGGUGGAAGCAAUAUGAAGCUUACGUUCAAGCUCUGGAGAACAAAUACAGUGAUUUGAAUUCUAAUGAUGUGACUGGACUUAGAGAAUCUGAAGAAAAACUUAAACAGCAACAGCAAGAGUCUGCCAGAAGGGAGAACAUAUUAGUGAUGAGACUGGCCACCAAGGAGCAGGAGAUGCAGGAAUGCACGAACCAGAUUCAGCAUCUCAAGCAAGUCCAGCAGCCAAGUGUUGCCCAGCUGAGAACUACAAUGGUUGACCCAGCCAUCAACUUGUUUUUCCUCAAAAUGAAAGGCGAACUGGAACAGACUAAAGACAAACUGGAACAAGCCCAAAAUGAACUGAGUGCCUGGAAAUUUACGCCUGAUAGCCAAACAGGCAAAAAGCUAAUGGCGAAGUGUCGAAUGCUUAUCCAGGAGAAUCAAGAGUUGGGAAGGCAGCUGUCCCAGGGACGUAUUGCUCAACUUGAGGCAGAGUUGGCUUUGCAGAAGAAAUAUAGCGAGGAACUUAAAAGCAGUCAGGAUGAACUAAAUGACUUCAUCAUUCAGCUGGAUGAGGAAGUGGAAGGCAUGCAAAGUACUAUCUUGGUUCUACAACAGCAACUAAAAGAAUCCCGUCAACAGUUCUCUCAACUCCAGCAACAACAGUCUCAAAUUUCUAACAGGACUCCAGCAGAGCCCAAAGAAGGAGAGACAACAAGCAAGGACUGCAGUCGUGUGGCAAAUGGACCAAGCAAUGGUGGCUCUUCCCAUCAGAGAAGUCACAGCUCUUCAGCUCUUUAUAGGGAGGGUAGUAGUGCAGAAGAAGACUUUCCUGGUUCCCCUGUAAAUGAGGGAAAACUGUCCAACCACUCAGACGAGAGAACUGGUAGAGGGGGGUCAAGUUACUUAAAUCAGCUUAGUACUGGGUAUGAGAGUGUAGACUCACCUACUGGAAGUGAGAACUCUCUCACUCACCACUCUAACGAUACAGACUCCAAUCAUGACUCUCAGGAGGAGAAACCAAGGAGUGUCAAAGGUAACAGAACUGUGAGCUCCCGUCACAUUCAGAAUGGCUUGGACUCUGGAGCAAACGUACAGGGAUCUGUUUUGUAAAAUAAAAAACUUGUUUAUUUUUGUUUUCUAUGAAUACAAGUCAUUUAAUUUCACAGUUCAUACUGUCCAAGAAUAGUGUAUAUUUUGUCAUAAUUUUGCCUUUCGGAGUUUUGUUUUUCAUUGUUGCUUAAUGUAAUACCUCUGCCAUUUUGGUCAUUUUAACAGUUAAUUACAUUCAGUUGCAAACAAAAUUGACAUUUAUGUAGACAGUUAUUUUUAUGUAAGAUAAUUAAAAGUUGGACAAAUAACUUUGUAAAUUCUUCAUAUUAAUGAUGUCUGUACAACUUCUAAUAUCAAAAUUUUGCCGUGUAGUGGGAUUUCUACCAUCUCUUUAUCACCAUGUUUUUUCAUAGUACUGUGCAUGGGUAACUGCCAAAGUACACCCAAUAACAUAGUUUUAUCACAAAAAUUUCUCUGGUAGUUUAUGUUGAACUGAGUUUUUUUUAUUUUCUACUUCGGCAAAACUGUACAUACUAUUCCUCCUUUAGAUGGCUGAAUGUUUGACACUAGUGUGCAGUUAUUCAGACCGUUGUACCUUGUUUAUGCAUAUGAUCCUGUGACUCCAAUAUUACCUUGCCUGUACUGACCAAACCAAAAUAAAGAUUUUUAAUAUGUCA
Hyla sarda is the source of this 2181-nucleotide messenger RNA. RefSeq names its product WT1 associated protein (gene WTAP). The coding region runs from base 389 to 1564 and encodes 391 amino acids. Gene Ontology annotation, biological process: regulation of alternative mRNA splicing, via spliceosome. Gene Ontology annotation, cellular component: nucleus. The transcript is spliced from 8 exons. Lineage: Eukaryota; Metazoa; Chordata; Amphibia; Anura; Hylidae. The record is from RefSeq and is a predicted model, not a curated record.